AACGAAACAGAGAACAGUCACUGUCCAUCCUUCUGGUUUGCCUCUUAAACGAAUUACAAAAUUAAAACAAAAUCCAUUUCAAAUUUUGAAUUUCUGUAUCGAUGAACCAGAGAAAGCUUCUUCUUCACCAAAGAGUCGAGGUUCGACAAUUUGAGGAAGGGUUAAGGGGCUCAUGGCAUCCUGGUGUGGUUGUUGGGGUUUCAGACUUAUGCCGUAUGGUUGAAUAUGAUGAACUCCUAUGUGAAACUGGUGACUAGAAGCUCAUUGAGUCAAUUCCAGUCACUGAGGCAAUUGAUGGCCUCCAUCGCCGCCGCCAUGUUUCCUCCACCUAUCGUGGACGUAUUCGACCUCCACCUCCCUUGACACAAGUUGAUUCUAGUGAGAAAUUUGGUUUUGGAGUUUGUGUUGAUGCUUGGUUUGAGGAUGCAUGGUGGGAAGGUGUUAUUUUUGAUUGUGAUCAUGAUGCAAAUGAACGUUGUGUGUUUUUUCCUGAUGAGGUUGAAGAAUGCAAAUUCAGUGUGAGUCAGUUGCGUGUAGCUCGUGAAUGGGAUGAGUUCUUGGGGGUUUGGAAGGACCGGGGUGUGUGGAUACUAGUGCAGUUGGCUAGGGAUCUUGAAGGAGAUGUUCCAUUGUCUAAGUUUGUAAAGAAGAUUUGGUCUGCCUUGCGGUUAAAUUAUGGAUUUAUGAAGAUGAUUUCAGAGUGGCCGUGCGGUGUUCGCUCUGUGUGGAAUAGAUACUUCAUGGAUGUUGUUUAUGAAAUUGCAAUUAAAUUGAGUCGGCGAGAUCUAGGUUAUCGCAAAAUCUUGUCAUACUUGGUGGGAAAGAAGGGAAAUAAAUCAAAGGAUUCCCAACAUGCUAGUUCAAAUUCUUUUCUAUGUGAUUCUCUAAUUCAAGCAAGAAAUCGCAAAGCUAUGUCAUAUAAAGUCAGAAAGAAAGGAAAUAAAUCGAAAGGAAAUAAAUCAAAGGAUUCUCAGCAUGCUGUGUUAAAUUCUCAUCUAUGUGAUUCUCUGGUUAAGGUAAGAAAUCACAAUGAAUUCAAGGUUACCAGAGCAAGUCAAAAAGGAGGAGAAGAUUCUCAUGGUAAAUGCAAUAAAAAGCAGCAGUCACCAAGUUCCAAAUCGGAAGAUAAGAAACAGUCCAUAACAAAUACAACUGAUCAGAAUGGUUUUGAGGCUAAUAAUCUGUGUAGGGAAAAGGAUAUGACAACUGGUCCUUCAUUCAUAGAGAAUACUACUGUUGGCAAAGGUGUCUAUGAUAGAAGUUCCAAUUCUGGUUCAUGUUUACACCACGUAGUAAAUUGUGUUUCUUUUCCUACACAAAAGAAGCCUGAUCAGGUAGAAUCCAAUAUAGAGAAGCUAAAUUCUGCUGGAGCGUGUGAAGGUGACCAUAAUAAGUUGCUCUCAGAUAGUUCAAGAGAGGAGAAAACUGCUCAGUGUUUGCAUCACAUUCAAAAAUAUCAAUCAGUUAAAAGACGAAGAACUUUGAGAAAGAGAAGUUUUAACAAUAAACUUGUUAUGGUUUUUACUGAUUGUUUGGAGAAGCAGAAGGACAAGAAGGCAUCUUUUUUUGUUGUUCAUAAGAGAAGGAACUGCUCAAUAAUGAAAAAGAGGGAGUUGAAGAAGUCUCAACAAGUCAAUUCAAAACUAAAGUUAACACCUAAGGUUCAAGAGCAAGGGCUGAAUGCUGUUCGGACAAGGAAUUCUUUAUUUUCUAAUUCCUCUCGCCCAACUAUGCCAUUUGAGAAAUAUGGUAAAAAUUUUAGGCUUAAAGAUAUGGUGUCUAAUUCUAGAAAGCGUAAGAUGAAGCGAGGAUAUUGUAGUGGUCAACUAAGGGACACAAUCUGUAGUGUUUGCCACCAUUGGGGAGACCUUAUCCUUUGUGAUCACUGCCCUUCUUCGUAUCAUUUGAGUUGCCUUGACCUCAAGGAUUGUCCAGGCAGAAAUUGGUUUUGUCCAGCUUGUCGCUGUGGAUUAUGUGGAUUGCGCGAUUCCAAUGAAGAUAAUCAACAGUUCACUAAUAUGUGCUUUCAGUGCACCCGUAGAUAUCAUGUGACUUGCCUGAUUAAAGCUGGAAGCCUAUCUCCUACAAAUUACCCUUCAGACAGUUUUUGCACUGAGGCUUGUUUUAAGUUAUGUGCCCAACUUCAUCGACUUUUAGGAAUCUCAAAUCCCACUGCUGUGGAUGGCUUGACUUGGACCUUGAUGAGAUCAAUGAGAAGUGCUUGCAACCCAUUUGGUAUAUCAAGGAUUGAUUCUUGCAUUAAGUUGUCAAGUAUUCUCCAGGUUAUUCAUGACUGUUUUGAGCCUGUCAAGGAGCCUCAUACCAAUAGGGAUAUUGUUCGAGAUGUCAUUUUCAAUUCCAUGUCAAAACUCAAAAGAUUGGAUUUUCGUGGAUUUUAUGCCAUGGUUCUGCACAAAGGUGAUGAAAUUGUAUCUGUGGCCACAGUAAGGAUCCACGGAUUCAAGGUUGCAGAGAUGCCUCUAGUUGCUACUCCUUUUCAGUAUCGGCGGCAGGGAAUGUGUCGGCUGCUUUUGCAUGAGCUGGAAAAGCUUCUUAUUCAAUUAGGUGUAGAGAGAUUAGUCUUGCCGUCUAUACUGCAGCUGCAGAAGACGUGGGAAGACUCCUUUGGCUUUUCAGAAUUGCUUCAUUCUCAAAGAAGGGAACUUUUUGGCUAUCCAUUUUUGGCCUUUCCAGGGACCAAGAUGUUGCAGAAAUUCCUUAGCAAUUCUAGUACUACCCAGGACAUAAACGGUCUCAUGGGAACAUCCCGAGAUUUCGACAGAAAUACAUCUGUUGUAUCGAAGCAGAAGGAUAAACCGGAUAGUAGAAGCAGGUACUCCGGCUUAUGUUACAAGCGCAAGUCCAAAAGGAUUACUGGAAAAGAAAACAUGAUGAAUAGCUGCAAUUUGAGUGCACAACGGUAUGGGUACAUAUACAAGCGUCGAAGAAUUCUGGGUUGCUGAGACGGAAGUAGCGAUAGCUAGAUACUGUUAGUUAC
Molecule: messenger RNA, 2998 nt
Organism: Pistacia vera
Lineage: Eukaryota; Viridiplantae; Streptophyta; Magnoliopsida; Sapindales; Anacardiaceae
Product: increased DNA methylation 1-like
Exons: 10
Coding region: 684-2963 (759 amino acids)
Biological process (GO): negative regulation of DNA-templated transcription
Molecular function (GO): acyltransferase activity, transferring groups other than amino-acyl groups; transcription corepressor activity
Source: RefSeq, a predicted model, not a curated record